AAAAUAUCAAACAAGCAUUGAAAUUUCAUUCAAUAAGGAUUACUACAAUAAUUCUAUAGGAAUUACAAAAAUUUUAUAAGAAUUUUAAGUGAAAUAAUAAAAAUAAAUGAAAAAAUUGUGCUUUUUUUUAUUAAAAAUUAAAUAAUUUAUGUGAAAUAUUAAAAAUAUAAGAAAUUUUUCUACGAAACAAUUUUACUAGCAAAAAAGAACAAGUCGGUGAAAAAAAAUCUUUCAAGUCUGAACAUUUUUUUUUGUAAUUUCAUAAGUCGUUUCCCUCUGAUUUUUUGAAAUUUUUUUAUUAUCGUUUUCGUGCUUUUUUUCUUUUUUCGUUCUUGUUUUUUGUCUUAUGAUAUAAAAAAAAAUUCGUCAUCGCAUUUUAUUUUUUUCCAUACUUACAUACAUACACACGUAUGUAUAUUUAAAAUACGAGGUAUAAAAUUAUUUUUACCUUAAUACUUACGUACAUAGGUACAUAUACAUAUAUUGUGUUUCGGUGUGUAAUUAUUACUAGUAAGAAAGCUAACAAAAUAAGACUACAAUUAAAGAUUAGAUAAAAAAAAAUUAUUAAAAAAUAAAAAGCAGUUUCGUAAAAUAAUUUUUUUAAAAAAGCAAGAAAAGGAAAUUUAAAAAAAAAAAAUGGGUCAAACAUUAUCAGAACCAGUUACAACUAAAGAAUCAGCAUAUUGUCAAAAUGAGAAAUUUCGUGUUGGGUCUAGUUGUAUGCAAGGAUGGCGUGUAAAUAUGGAAGAUUCACAUACACAUAUAUUAUCAUUGCCAGAUGAUCCAGAUGCUGCAUUUUUUGCUGUAUAUGACGGUCAUGGAGGUGCCAGAGUAGCUGAAUAUGCUGGAAAAAAUUUGCAUAAAUAUGUAGUUAAAAGACCAGAAUAUCAACAUGAUAUCGGAUUAGCAAUGCAAAGGGCAUUCUUAGAAAUUGACGAUGUUAUGCUAUAUGAUGAAGCUUGGGGUGAACAAAUGGCUGGUUCAACAGCUGUAACAGUUUUAAUUAAAAAUAAUAAAUUAUUUUGUGCAAAUGCCGGUGAUUCUAGAGCAGUAGCUUGCGUAAAUGGAGAGGCCCAAGCCUUAUCUGUAGAUCAUAAACCAAAUAAUGAAGCUGAAUCAAAACGUAUUAAUGAUGGUGGCGGCUAUGUUGAAUUCAAUCGAGUCAACGGAAAUUUAGCUUUAUCACGUGCAUUAGGAGAUUUUGUUUUCAAAAGAAAUAAUGCAAAACCACCGCAAGAUCAAAUAGUAACUGCAUUUCCUGAUAUUGAAAUACGUGAAAUAAAUGAAGAUUAUGAAUUUCUUGUAUUAGCAUGCGAUGGUAUUUGGGAUGUUAUGACUAAUGAAGAAGUUAUUGAAUUUUGUCGUGAACGUAUUGCAAUGGGCUUGUAUCCAGAAGAAAUAUGUGAAGAUUUAAUGACACAUUGUUUAGCACCUGAUUGUCAAAUGGGUGGUUUAGGUGGUGAUAAUAUGACAGUUGUAUUAGUUUGUUUUUUACAUAAUAGUAAAUCAUAUGAUGAUCUAGUCGCAAAAAUAGCUGCAAAAACAAAACAACAACAACAACAACAACAUCAAAAUACAAGUAGUUCAACAACAACAGACGAUGAUAAUGAUGAUGAUGUUGAUUUAAAAUAACAUAAGAUAUUACUGUAUAUAAAAAUAUUUGUUAUACUAUGCUUCAUUUAUAUAUUUAAUAAGAUUUUAGUCGAUGAUACAAAACAUGUUUUUAUUUAAAAAAAAAAUGUAUUACAAAACACAUAAAUAACGAUACUUAAAAAUAAAGAAUAAAAAAUUGUAAAAAAAAAAGAAAAAAACAGAAAACAAGGAUUAAUGAAAAUGAUAAAUUUCAAAUUGAAAAUUAUUUAACAGUAUAAAAAUAACACAUACAUACACACAAAAAGAAAAUGUUUUGUUUAAAUUUAAAUUUUUGUUCAAUUUUUAUGGAAUUUCUUUUUUUUUUAUUAUAUUUUAAUAUAAAUUUUUUUUGUAAUUAAGUUUUACCGUUGAUCAAUCCACGGUUUUAUUUAGACAAUAUUAUUUUAAAUGUAAUUAGCCCAAAUAUUUAAUUUUCUUAUGUUUUUUUUUUUUUUUUGUUUUUCUUUAAACAAAAUAUUGGCAAUAACCAAAGUAUUAGGUUUUAUUUAAUAAAAAAUAUCUGAAUAAUCCUAAUGAAUAAAGGAUCAUGACGAACAAGAAAUCAUGGAAUUAAUUUUUAUUAUUUACUUAGAGAAAAAUAUAAUUUAAUUAUUCCUUCCAUUAAUAGAAUAAUAAAAAAACAUAUAUUGUAAUUUUCUUUUUAAGAAUUAAAUAAAUUAAUGUAUUAAAUUUCUUACAACUAUAAAACUUGGAACUUGUAAAAUUAGGAAGAAUAUUAAGGAUGAUAAUGAGAGUUUACAAAUUUAAAAUCGAAAAAUAGUUUCAAACAUUUAAAGAAAUCAAUAAAUUUCUAUUUUCUAUUUUAAAAUUGUGCUUUAACCUUUUUUGAUUUUAAUUUAUAAUUUUAAAAAUCAAUUAGAAAUUCACGUUAGUGCCUUUUUCCAGAUUUUUAUAAUUCCUUACACUUAAAAAGAAAAAUUUAAACAAUUUUCUUACAAGUAAAUCAGACUGAAGGACUUUUAAACUUAAAAAUUUUAAACAGAUUAGAGAAUUAUUAAUUUCAAAUUGAUUUAGCUGCCAUAUUUUUCAUUAUCCUUAUAUAAUUGUAAAUUUACUUAUAUUUUAAAAUAUUCAGAAAAUGAAUUUAAUAAAAUUUCUUAACAAUUAUAUAAUUAAUUUCUAUAAUUUUUUCUAUAAUUUUGAUUAAGUAAAAAUUUCAAAUAUUUGAAAUUGUAUAAUAUAACAUAUUAAAAUUUCUUAAAUUAGAAUAUAAUCAAUAAAUUUUUAAUGAAAAAGAAAAUAUUUUAAAAAUGAAAAUAAAACAAAUAAGUUUUUACUAUAUUUCCAAAUAUUAUUAAACCUAAUUAUUAAAUAA
This is a messenger RNA of Condylostylus longicornis, 2968 nucleotides long. Its product is annotated as probable protein phosphatase 2C T23F11.1. Gene Ontology annotation, biological process: protein dephosphorylation. The record is from RefSeq and is a predicted model, not a curated record. Gene Ontology annotation, molecular function: protein serine/threonine phosphatase activity; cation binding. The coding region runs from base 637 to 1632 and encodes 331 amino acids. The transcript is spliced from 5 exons. Lineage: Eukaryota; Metazoa; Arthropoda; Insecta; Diptera; Dolichopodidae.